Molecule: messenger RNA, 2515 nt
Organism: Xenopus tropicalis (tropical clawed frog)
Lineage: Eukaryota; Metazoa; Chordata; Amphibia; Anura; Pipidae
Gene: pes1
Product: pescadillo ribosomal biogenesis factor 1
Exons: 15
Coding region: 42-1787 (581 amino acids)
Biological process (GO): maturation of LSU-rRNA from tricistronic rRNA transcript (SSU-rRNA, 5.8S rRNA, LSU-rRNA); ribosome biogenesis; ribosomal large subunit biogenesis
Cellular component (GO): nucleoplasm; nucleus; nucleolus
Molecular function (GO): ribonucleoprotein complex binding
Source: RefSeq, marked provisional
CACGUGUGAGGUCCGACGCUGCGCAAGGGAAAUCUGCGGAGAUGGGUGGUUUGGAGAAAAAGAAGUAUGAGCGAGGUUCUGCUACCAACUACAUCACAAGGAACAAAGCACGAAAGAAGCUGCAGCUUAGUCUACCUGACUUCAGACGCCUUUGUAUCCUUAAGGGGAUCUACCCACAUGAACCCAAGCACAAGAAGAAGGUUAACAAGGGAUCCACUGCGCCUCGGACAUUCUAUCUUCUCAAGGACAUAAAAUUUCUACUCCACGAACCAAUCGUAGGAAAAUUCAGAGAGUACAAGGUUUUUGUGCGUCGUCUUCGCAAAGCCUAUGGAAAGCGUGAAUGGGAUGCAGUGGACAGAAUCAGGGAUAAUAAGCCUGCAUACAAACUGGAUCAUAUCAUUAAGGAAAGGUAUCCAACAUUUAUUGAUGCAGUUCGUGACCUAGAUGAUGCUCUGUCCAUGUGCUUUCUUUUCUCUACUUUUCCUCGCACGGGAAAGUGCCACGUUCAGACCAUCCAGCUGUGCCGUCGUUUGAGUGUGGAAUUUCUCAACUAUGUUAUUGCUUCUCGUUCGCUGCGUAAGGUUUUCCUGUCAAUUAAAGGAAUCUAUUACCAAGCAGACAUCCUGGGACAGACUGUAACAUGGAUCACUCCUUAUGCGUUCUCUCAUGAUCACCCUACAGAUGUAGAUUACAGAGUCAUGGCAACCUUUACAGAAUUCUAUACCACGCUGCUCGGAUUUGUGAACUUCCGCCUCUACCAGACUUUAAAUCUACAGUACCCACCAAAGUUAGAUUAUUUCUCAGAAGCUGAUCUUAAGUCAGAUAAUGAAGAUAAAUAUGCUCUGGAGACUGAAGCCUACAUGGAGAAAUUGGCUGCUCUGAGUGCUAGUCUCUCCCGAGUAAUUCCCAGUGAACCUGAGGAGGAAAAUGAGGUAGAUGAAUUCCCUGCUGAUCCGGAAAAUGCAGGGCAGGAGGAAGAGCAAAAGAAGCAACUGCAGGAGGAGGAAAAACACAAGUCAAUGUUUGUGGGGCUAAAGUUCUUUUUAAAUCGUGAGGUACCACGUGAUGCCCUUGCCUUUAUCAUCCGGAGUUUUGGGGGUGAGGUAUCUUGGGAUGCCUCUGUCUGCAUUGGGGCAACCUAUAACAGCGCAAACCCAUCUAUCACACACCAUAUAGUGGACCGGCCCAGCAUACAGACUCAGAUUAUAAACAGAUAUUAUUUGCAACCACAGUGGGUGUUUGACUGUGUAAAUGCUCGCAUGCUUCUUCCUGUUGAAGACUAUUUCCCCGGGGUGCUUCUGCCCCCUCAUCUUUCUCCAUUUGUCCAGGAGAAGGAGGGAGACUACAUUCCUCCUGAAAAACUGCGGCUGAUGGCACUGCAAAAAGGAGAGAAUCCUGAAGAAGAUGAUGAUGAUGAUGAUGAGGAAGAUGAUGAGGAUGAAGAAGAAGAUGAUGAGGAUGAAGAUGAUGAGGAAAAUGAGGAGGAGGAAGAAGAUAAGAAACUAAGACAUCUAGAAAAUAAAAAGGUUGGACAAAAUAAACUAAAUGUUAGGAUAACAGCAGGCAAAGUUAAAGUGGAAGACCGCACACAAGCUGCAGAGCAGGAGAAAACUGAAGAGAAGCGUCUAGCAAUCAUGAUGAUGAAGAAGAAGGAGAAAUAUCUAUAUAAUAAAAUCAUGUUUGGCAAAAAACGCAAAGUCCGGGAGGCCAACAAACUGGCAUUGAAGAGGAAAGCUCACGAUGAAUCGGUGAAAGUUGAACGGAAGAAGAAGGCUAAGAAGCAUUGAACAAUUUCAAUUCUAAAAGACUUGUAAAAGCUCCCGUUUCCCUGCAACACAAUAUAUUUGAUCAGGUUCAGAUCACUGAGCUGAUUCUGUUGCCUGUUGUUAAACUUUCAUAAGGACUUUUAAGUGACCAAUUCUGCACUUUUAGUAGAAGAGUCAAUUGUUUUUUCAGUGAAUUUUUAAUGUCUGGCUGAGGAAUGAUCAUGGUCUUCUGAUGGAUUGGUAUGUAAGAGAAGCUUAGCCCAACAUUCAUUUAUAUUCUCCCUAAGUAACAUGAUACUACUUAGUGCAAAGUAGAAGGUAUCAGUGAGUGUAAUGUGAUAUAAAACUGAACAGGUUUUCAACUGAUCUUUUUUAACGUAUUGCAUGUUGGAUGCUGUAUAAACCAACCACUACAUCAAAAUUAAUACUAGUUCCAUGUGGCAGCACUUUGGUUAAAAAGAUUGACCUAAGUAAGAUCGUCUGAGUUGAUCUGUAUGCACCUUGUUUACAAAGGCUAAGCCAGGCAAUAGCAGCCUUUAGCACAAGCUGUUGCAAAACCACUGCUCCCUGCCAGCACAUUGGCCUACACUUGGGUUUUUGUGUGCGAUAAUUGACAUUAUACUGUACAUUAACAGUGUGAAAUUAUAAAUAAACUAUCAUUUUACAGACCGUUAUUAUUGUUGUUGAUGUUUAGAAAGAUUGAUUCCUGUACUGUAGUAAAAAAAAUGUAUUAAUUUUGACUACAAAAA